This is a messenger RNA of Bactrocera oleae (olive fruit fly), 507 nucleotides long. The record is from RefSeq and is a predicted model, not a curated record. Lineage: Eukaryota; Metazoa; Arthropoda; Insecta; Diptera; Tephritidae.
UUAUGAUACCGACAAUUCGUCCUCAGCAUAGUAUUCAUAAGUUAGAAAAAUUUUUCUCUGACUAUUUAUUAAUUAAAAAACGUCGUCAGAGAGAGAAAAGGUCAAAAAAACAACAAAUGAAUGUUGAAAAGAUCAGUCAAAAACUUGAUAAACUGUUCGACAUCUCGAGUUCUAUGACGGUUAAAAAAUUACCAGAAGGUCUUCAACAAUUUUUGUGUGAAUGUCAAAAUAGAAAAGUAAAUAUCCACUCACCAGAUACUUCUUUUUUGUCAGAAGAGCAGGAAAUUACGGAAGAUAAGGAGGACGAUGACAAAAAUGAUAUUGAACAAAAUCGAAUCGACGAUAAUUUGCCAGAAGCAACUAGUUAGCGAAUUCGUAGUUACCAGAAUGUUCUAGAAGCGAUGUUUUAUUAAAAAUCUACUAUAUAAGAGCUGCCAGACUGCGCAGCACACACAGUUCGAGUUAGAGUGUUGUCGUGAUAAGAACAAUUGAGACAUAAGCAAGAAA